UGCUUGUACAAUUCAGGAGUCUUUAUCAAUGCUCUCAAGAAGCAGUUGACAGGAUUAUAUCCAAUGAAAUUAAGCAUACUCUGUUGAAAGCUGUUUAAACAUAUAAUUUGCUUUGAUCAUCUCCCAUCAUGUUUCUCAAUUCUUUAAAAAUAUGCAACACAGUCUAAACCUCUGAGAUUAGAUGACCUUAAGAACAAGGUUAUUAGAUCAGUAAACUUGGAUAGUGCCUCGUCUCCCCUCUGCCUAAAAAGUGAUCACAAAGUGAAGGAUGCUGCAUUACAUGUAGUUUGAAGUGGAAACAUCCAAUCAGUUUGAAGGUCUUGUGCAUUAAUGGAAGUAACAUAGUGGUAAUACAUUGUUUAUGGUGACUGCAGCUUUAACUACUCUGUGCCUGUGUCAUCAAAUGUGACUUUUGUGAUGACUUAAACAUUACUUAUUCUUUUUCAGAAAACAUUGCACAUGCCUGAGUCAUGGCAUCGCCAGAUGAGGCAGUAGUCAAGAAACCUAAAGGUUCUAGAACUGUUGUUUUGCUCAAGAAUGAUGACUACAGCAGAAAAAAUGGCAAAGUGUAUAUACCAAAUACUAUUGAAAUGGCACAAAUUAAAAAGCCAAUCCGGGGACAAUAUAAUAAGUAUGUCCAGUUUUCCAAAAACAUGGAUGAGGAUAUGGUGAAGCGUCAACUGCAAGAGGCAUUUCCUACCUUUGACUUAAUGAAUGGGAGGUUUUCUUGCGCAGCUGUCAGUCAGGAUUGUAACACAUUUCAGUUCCAUGGUACCCCUCGUGUAUGGGAUGGAGAGACAAUUAAAAGAAAGAUAAAAGGGAAUUCAGUCCUCUACAUUGUUAUGGAGGGUGAUCAGGUACCUCAACAGUCGCAACUUUAUACAGCCACUGAAGGUUGUGGUAGCUCCACAGAUGCAUGUGUGAAUCCAGUUAACAACACUAUACAUCAAACAAAAGAUCAGACCAACCCUAUGAAUCUACAUGUGUCUUUCAAUGGUGAACUGAUGCCCUUCCAUGAACCAGCUGCCUUAGAUAAAGAUAUUGGAGAGACACCUUGUAUUGUUGCCGAGACUGAAAUGGAAGUGGAUGACAGCCAACAAGGUACAUGCAAUGAUCCUUGUAGAAACAGGCGGUUGUGAGUGCAAGGACUCGCAUGGCCAAAAAAGUGGAACAACCAUUAGUCCAAGUGUUAGAUAGAGAGUCUCAAACCCCUACAGUGUAUAUUCAAGUCCUGUACAUGUAUGUGUUUGAAAAGCACCAUUAGUGGCUUUAUUCUGCCAGCUCUGUUACACUUUUUCUGCAGGCUUCCUCAAACUGUUUCCAUCUGAGGGCCUUUGAAGAACCAUUUGUUGUUCCUGAAUCCUAUAGAAUCGAAGGAGCAUAGUAUUUUUUUUUGCACUUGGCUUCCUUGCUUAUUUCGCUGGAUUUUUUAGCUUUUUGCCAAGUCUGUCAUUGUUCAUUUAAAAAACUGAAGUUUGGAAAAUGGAGAUACAUGAGCUUGAUCAAUUGAUGCAACAAAUGGACGUCUCUGUACAAAUGUAUAGCUUUCUCGAAGUAAAGCCAUGGCAGUCUCUGAAGAAAAAGUGUACAAAGAUAUGAUAUCCGUGAUCUCAUGAUAAGAUGCAAUGUACUGCACUUGACAGUUCUGCUGAAUCAACCAGUGGGGCAGCACAAUCAAUGUGCACAAUACAUGUUCAUGAAAUUAAAGAUGUCAAAGUUUUUCCCUCGAAAGCCAAUACUUUGAGACUUUGAAACAUAUCAUGCAAUAGAAAUUAGCCGGUACAAAGUGUAAGCACAUGGCAAAUUUUAAGGUAUCAUGG
Molecule: messenger RNA, 1820 nt
Organism: Orbicella faveolata
Lineage: Eukaryota; Metazoa; Cnidaria; Anthozoa; Scleractinia; Merulinidae
Source: RefSeq, a predicted model, not a curated record